CGCAGCGAGUGCAGCUGACCGGAAACGUACUCCGGUUCCAUUUCCGCCACUGCGGCUGCGGCGAGGUUGGUGACUUGUGCGCAUCGGGACUCCUCCCCGCCGGCGGAGCAGCGGAGGCCUCAGGCUUGUGAGUCUGUACGGCUCAAUGCGGUGCGGUGCUAGCCAAGGUCAAGGCCAUCAUCACCUGGGAUUGAAAAUCAAGUGGGUGUGACGAGAAGAUGCUGAAGAAACUGCUAUCAAAACCCAAGAGCAAGAAGAAGAAGGAGGCUGCCUCCUCUGCCCUCCCCACUUUGGAUAGGCUCCAUGAGAAAUGCUGGAGAAGAAAGAGUGUUUCCUUCAGAAAAAGGCCUCUGCAGAAGUUGAAAGGGCCAAGGACUAUACAAAAGCUAAGAACAAAAGUGCUGCAAUUCAGUGUCUGAAGAAAAAGAAGUUGUAUGAAACACAGAUUGAGCAGCUAUCAAACUUUCAGUUGCGAGUUCAUGAUCAGAUAAUAAUGCUUGAGAGUGCAAAGGCAACUACAGAUAUUGUUGAUGCUUUGAGGUCUGGAUCAUCUGCUGUCAAAGCUAUUCACCAGUCCGUGAGUAUUGAUGACAUCGAAAAUGCCAUUGGAGAAGCAAAUGAACAAACGGAAAAUAUGAGGCAGAUACAGGAGGCACUCGCAACACCAAUCGGUGCUUCUGCUGAUUUCGAUGAUGUACCGUGCAUCUGUUUUUUUUCUUUGUGGCAGGAUGAACUAGAAGCAGAGCUGGAAGAUCUUGAGGAGGAAGAGCUUGACAAUGAGCUGCCUGAGCCACCACAGCGGACAAGCAUGGAACCAUCAGCUAGAGCUACUACUUCUCAAAAACCAGCCAAUGAUUUGGCUGAACUGACCAAACUUCAAGCAGAGAUGGCACUUUAACCUCAGUUUGGACUCGGAGUUGUCUGUAUUUUACUGACAUCCUGCUGUGUAGUGUACUCGUUUUUAACAUGUUGUAAAUUCAGUUUGUUGUAGAAAAAAAAACCCUUCCAUUUAUAACUGCAUUUCUUCUUUGUUGUUUGCUUGGUAUGUUGCUGGUGUUUUUAGCCUGGCAUACAAGCCCGACGCCAUAAAUAAAUU
Oryza brachyantha (malo sina) is the source of this 1096-nucleotide messenger RNA. RefSeq names its product vacuolar protein sorting-associated protein 32 homolog 2-like. The record is from RefSeq and is a predicted model, not a curated record. The transcript is spliced from 7 exons. Gene Ontology annotation, cellular component: ESCRT III complex; multivesicular body; cytoplasmic side of plasma membrane. Gene Ontology annotation, biological process: late endosome to vacuole transport via multivesicular body sorting pathway; vesicle budding from membrane. Bases 311 to 898 code for a protein of 195 amino acids. Lineage: Eukaryota; Viridiplantae; Streptophyta; Magnoliopsida; Poales; Poaceae.